Messenger RNA from Zychaea mexicana, 2035 nucleotides. Its product is annotated as alkaline-phosphatase-like protein. Gene Ontology annotation, molecular function: N-acetylglucosamine-6-sulfatase activity; glycosaminoglycan binding; arylsulfatase activity. The transcript has 12 exons. The record is from RefSeq and is a predicted model, not a curated record. The coding region runs from base 32 to 1972 and encodes 646 amino acids. NCBI's taxonomy places the organism in Eukaryota, Fungi, Mucoromycota, Mucoromycetes, Mucorales, Lichtheimiaceae. Gene Ontology annotation, biological process: phenol-containing compound metabolic process.
UUCUAGCCUUUUCCUAACCUUGACGACAGCGAUGGCGAAAUUAUCGGCUACAUUGCUGUGGGCAACGACACUAUGGCUUUUUGCUACUUUGGCUUCACCUGCUUCUGCAGGCCGCAAUGACAAACCCAACAUCAUUUUUAUCUUCACCGAUGAUCAAGACGCAAGAAUGGACUCGCUAGAUUAUAUGCCAAACGUUCAGCAAUAUCUGGUCGAACAGGGAACUCUUUACCGAAACCAUUACGCGACCUCCGCCUUGUGCUGCCCCAGCCGUGUUAGCUUAUUACGUGGCCAAUAUGCCCACAAUACGAAUAUAACUGAUAUCGCUGUGCCUUAUGGGGGCUACGAUCGGUAUGCCGAGCUCAAGCUCGGAGAAGAUUACUUGCCAAUUUGGAUGCAAAAGGCCGGAUACUCGACUCACUACAUCGGAAAACUUAUGAACAAGUACAACGUCAACAACUACAAUAAGCCGAUUCCUGCUGGUUUCGAUUAUCAAGAUCAAUUGGUUGACCCCUACACCUAUGUGUUUAAUACGGCUGUUUUCUCUAAAGAUGGAGCUGCCCCCGUAUACUACAACAACACGUACCAGACAGAUGUUAUCCAUGCCAAGGCUUUGAAUACACUCAAAAAGCAGCGAAAUGCUGACAAGCCAUUCUUUUUGUGGUUGGCACCCAUCGCGCCUCACGGCCAGUUCAUCAAGGAAGGCGGCGACGGCCUCGAUAACACUCGAACAGCCCCUCCUAUGCCAGCCGCCAGACACGCCCAUUUGUUCCAAGAUGUUAAAAUCCCUCGUAAUCCGAAUUUUAACCCAGUGAAUCAGACAAAAACCGCAUCUUAUUGGAAAGAUUUUGCAUACCUCAACGAGACCGAGGUAGAGACUCUUGACGAAACACAUCGCAAACGCCUUCAAUCUCUUCAAGCCGUAGAUGAAAUGAUCCCUAGUCUGAUCGAGGAACUGAAGCGUCAACGCAAGCUCGAUAACACUUAUAUUAUCUUCAGCUCGGAUAACGGCUUCCAUCUGGGCCAGCACCGAGCUAUUCCUGGAAAAGCCACCGAUAUCGAAGAAGACAUCAACGUCCCUCUCGUUGUUCGAGGCCCAGGCGUUCGCAAAGGCCAUGUCAGCGAUAUUGUAAGUGCACAUCAUGAUCUCGCCCCUACAUUCAUGGCACUGGCCAAAGGUGACGAGCAUGUACCAUCCUGGGUUGAUGGUGGCGUUAUCCCUUGGAUUCCCAGAUUACGAAAGCACCCUAAGCCUGUAACACCCGAAACUUUCGCAGUCGAAUUUUGGAUGGACAAGUUAAUUAUUGAGAAUACGGGUCCUACUACCAUGGAUGGUUGGAAUACAUACAAGACUCUGCGCGUAAUUUCAGAUAGAUAUAACUACAAAUAUGCCGUAUGGUGCACCGGAGAAAGGGAGCUCUAUGAUAUGAAGCAAGAUCCCUACGAGACCAACAACCUUUACAAGUCGAAUAAUGUUAAUACCAAGCUUGUCAAUCGUCUUGAUGCUUUGCUCUCUGUUCUCAAAGCAUGUCGAGCUCACACUUGCCGUAACCCAUGGCCUGUAAUCCAUUCGAAUAACACCCAUGUACAAACAUUGCAGGAUGCUUUAGAUGAAAAGUACGACGCCCAUUAUGAAAGCAUCGCAAAGUUCAGUUUCACCAACUGCCUUGCAUAUUACUCAGUCGCAAAUGAGCAGCAUCCAUUUGAUACUGCCCCAUUGGACGAAUCUGGUGCCGCACUCGCAAAGCGACAACUGUAUGUAGACGCUAAGGGUUGUCAAGCACGUUACGACGAAGUUCCCGACAAGGAAGUUACCCGGUUAUUUAACCUGGUUCCACGAUCUGACGAUUCCGUUGGUCAUACCAUUCCUACAAAUGAAGAGCUAGAGAAGAAUGCUCAUCCCGUGCCUGAAGAGUUAGUUAAGCGAGAAAUCGACUGGGUCAAAUAUGGAUUUUACAAUAGAUUUGGAAAUUAGCAGGAUUGUAAGAUAGUAAAUGAUAAUAUUUAAUAAGUAAAUAAUACGUACAUAACUUCAAAU